This is a messenger RNA of Oncorhynchus tshawytscha (Chinook salmon), 2592 nucleotides long. RefSeq names its product zinc finger protein 239-like. Bases 1 to 1125 code for a protein of 374 amino acids. Gene Ontology annotation, biological process: regulation of transcription by RNA polymerase II. Lineage: Eukaryota; Metazoa; Chordata; Actinopteri; Salmoniformes; Salmonidae. Gene Ontology annotation, molecular function: DNA-binding transcription factor activity, RNA polymerase II-specific; RNA polymerase II cis-regulatory region sequence-specific DNA binding. The transcript has 3 exons. The record is from RefSeq and is a predicted model, not a curated record.
AUGUUGGCUCCCUCUUCUGGUUGCGUGAAGGAUAAACCCGGGACUUCUGAUGAGCCCACUGUGGCCUCAUUGUGCCGGUCCCCUACUGUCCCAGACCCUCCAUUUGUGGCAGCCGGAAUUGGGCGAGAGCCCUCCGACCUGUUGUUUGAGGACUGGCCUGGCCCUGGACGAAAGGAACGAUUUGCCUUGGUUGAGGAGAAAGAAGAGGAGGAUGUCACAGUAAAAAUAGAAGUAGAGAGUGAGGAGGAGGGAGCGAUAACUGUCAUAUUGAAAGAGGAGGAAGAAGAGGAGGAGAGAGGAGAGAGACUUGACUAUCGUGGAUCUUAUGGGGAGCCUCAACAACAUCAUGAUGCUGACGAUGCAGAGAAGAGUCUCUCCAGAUCAGAACACCUCAAGGAACACCAGCGGAAACCCACGGGGAAGAAACCUCACUGCUGCUCUGACUGUGGGAAGAGUUACUCAAGAUCUGAUUCACUAAAAGUACACCAGAGAAUUCACACAGGAGAGAAAUCUUACAACUGUGAUCAAUGUGGAAAGAGAUGCUCUUCUUCAUCAGAACUUACAAUACACCAGAGAAUCCAUACAGGAGAGAAACCUUAUAGCUGCUCUCAGUGUGGAAUGAGUUUCUCUCGAUCAUAUUCAUUGAAAUCACACCUAAGAAUUCACACAGGAGAGAAACCAUAUGGCUGUGAUCAAUGUGGGAAAAGUUUUGCUACCUCAGCUAACCUGACUGCACACAAGAGAAUACACACAGGAGAGAAGCCUUACCACUGCUCUGACUGCGGAAUGAGCUUUAUCACUUCAAGGGAACUACUCCUACACCAGAGAACACACACAGGAGAGCAACCUUAUAGCUGUGAUCAAUGUGGAAAGAGUUUUACUCAGUCAAACAACCUGAUAUCACACCAGAGAACACACACAGGACAGAAGCCCUAUACCUGUGAUCGGUGUGGGAAAAGCUUUACUCAGUCAGGUCACCUGAAAUCACACCAGAGAACCCACACAGGAGAGAAGCCUUAUAGCUGUGAUCAGUGUGGGAAGAGAUAUUCUGAUUUAAGAGAUCUGAAUAAACAUAAUAACAUACAUCCAGAUUGUGGAAUGACUGCCAACACCAGUCCUGGGUAGUAGAACACAGAUUGUGGAAUGACCUCCAACACCAGACCUGGGUAGUAGAACACUGCAUCGUGAGGUUUUUAUAUAGUACUUGCGCAGAGCAUUCUAUAUUGGACAUUUAGAAAAAAGUGUGUUUGUGUUGGAGGGGUUGUUAUUCACACUCAUUAUCUUUCCUGAUUGAAGUCAACUUUAUUUUAAUCUUUAGUUUUUCCUCACCACAUUGAAUGAAUGUCAGAAUCCUCUCAAAUUACACUCCCUAGUGUCUUUUGGUCACUUCAGGGAUUUGGUGAGAUACCUGGUCACAGAGGAAUGGACGUGUUUCUCAGAACUUCUGAUGACAAAUAUGACUAUCUUGAUGAGUUGGUGAAUUCGGAUAUUCUGGUUGAUUGUGGCUAGUUUCCUGUUUGUUUCUUUGUAUUUAUCAUGCCCCCCCUUCAGUUAAUUUAACCUAGUUUAUGAUCAAAUGAUUGAAGCUACAUGACAGACCCAUUACAGUACAUCCCAUCCAUCCUCCCCAGACUAAGAUAUUUCACCAGACGUUAUAGUAUGCCUGCCAACGGGUCCUGGUCGGAGGACGCUACGUGUUGGUGGUAUGUCCUGGUCGGACGACGCUACAUUUCGAUGGUAUGCCCUGGUCGGAGGACACUGUAUGUUGGUGGUAUGCACUGGUCGGAGGACACUACAUGUUGGUGGUAUGCCCUGGUCGGAGGACACUACGUGUUGGUGGUAUGCCCUGGUCGGAGGACACUACAUGUUGGUGGUAUGCCCUGGUCGGAGGACGCUAUAUGUUGGUGGUAUGCCCUGGUCAGAAUACGCUAUAUGUUGGUGGUAUGCCCUGGUCGGAGGACGCUACGUGUUGGUGAUAUGCCCUGGUCGGAGGACGCUACAUGUUGGGGGUAUGCCCUGGUCAAGGAUACCGUUCAUACAUAAAUAAAUACAUUUCAUAAAUACAGUUGAAAAAUAAAUAGUUAAUAAACAGUUGAUACAGUGCCUUUGGAAAGUAUUCAGACCCCUUGAAUUUUUUCACAUUUUGUUACUUACAGCCUCAUUCUAAAAUGGAUUAAAUGAUGUUGCUUUAGUCAAAUCCUUCUACUCAGCACAUAUAGUGGACUGGUGUGUGUAUGUGCUUGUAAUUGGUUUGUAAACUUUAAAUGUUUCAAAUUAUCACUUUGAAUUUGCUUUAAUCAAUGUAUGUUUCCCUCUAUGUACGUUUCAUAUAAUGUUAUAUAAUAUUCAUUAAAUGAAAACAAUGGUUGAAAGUGAAACUUUUUUCCCUGAACUGCAUUACCCACUCCAGUCAGCAGAUGGCGAUGUGCAUUUUUCAGGCGAUGCUGCCUGAGUGUGACGUAUGAUCAAGUGGACGGGAUGCUUCUUCAACAGUAACAGCUAAUCGGCCACCUCAGUAGAACCGAGGUAAAGACCGUUUCAGGUUGGAUAUUUGACGGAUAUUCGCCUAGUUUUCCUGACGUCCACCAACUG